Molecule: messenger RNA, 1720 nt
Organism: Pseudogymnoascus verrucosus
Lineage: Eukaryota; Fungi; Ascomycota; Leotiomycetes; Thelebolales; Thelebolaceae
Exons: 1
Coding region: 529-1242 (237 amino acids)
Source: RefSeq, a predicted model, not a curated record
UGUCACUUUUUCAACGGUAGCACAGCGAUGCUAAUGGUACAGUCUGCAGCGGCAGCUAUGCAGGUCUGAACCGAUUCAAACGGGCUAUGCAUUUAAUUGUUGAGAUGUAAAUAUUUCCUCAAAAAUGCAUAAAUUGCCAAUUUUGACACGGUAAUGAGUGCUCUAUUGGCAUCGUCUAAACACAUGAUGCCCAAUUACCGUUUGGGCAGUUUUUGUGAAGCAAUCAGUUAAUGUUAAUGCACAGUCUGCACCAAUCUCCACGUCGACUAUGUACAGGCAGGGGUAUCACCGUCCACCCAAAACCAAUCACCCUCACCUUCACAUCGCCACCAUUACGAAUGAACUUCGUCGGCUUCACCACACAAAUCCGCCAAUUCAACUAUUCAAUAUUCACUCGUCUCUCGUCCAUACUCUCUCUCGAAUUAUUCCGCGAGUACUGGCCCCCCGUCCGGCCAUGACAAUGCCGUUAGAAUAGCACCGACAUAACAACCCAACCACCCAACAUCAACGGCGGUCUGAACCACAUCCAUGGCUUCCAGCGACCUCCCCCUUGCCGCCCUGACCCUCAUCCUCGCGGCCCUCGCCCUCUCCAUCCUCGUCAUCGCCCAAACAACCACCUCCUACACCUCCGCCUACCUCUCCGCCCCUCUCGAGCUCCCCACCUUCCUCGACGCCGCCGACUUCUCCAUCCAGGAGAACGAAUCCUACGACCGCGACAUCGCGCGCGUCCCCCGCCUCGAGGACAAGAUCCGCCUCAACCGGCUCCUGCGCGAGAUCCAGAAAUGCGGCGACGACCUCCGCGAGGACCUCAACCGGCUUCUCAUCGGCGAGUCGGGGACGCGGUUGCGCGCCAGCGCGCGCCUGCUGUGGGCGUCCAACAGGCUGCAGCUGGAGCAGCGCGUGAGGCGGCUUGAUCUGCUGCGCACGCGCUUCCUGGUGCUGUAUAUGGGGCUGCUUGCGCAGGGGUCAGUGGUGCCGGAUAAGCCUGUUGUGGAGAAGAGCCCGGAGAGGAGCGUGCCGAAGAUGGCGUUGAGGCCACAUCUGCAUCAUGCGCUUACGGAGGGGAUUGUGCGGAAGCCGCCGCUGAGGAGGCUGACGACGCAGGCGAUGGGGCAUAGCAAUACGCAUAUUGGAGGGGCGCAGAAGAUGGGCUGGGCGAGCGUGGUGAAUGAGCUCCAGAUGAGCCCGUUGAUGCAUAAGAGGCAUGCGAGUAUUGAUGCGGCGAUGGCGAAUCCGCCUUGAGUGGGGAGAAUGGGGAACUGAUCUAAUGGCGUUUUAAGGGAUGUUUUUUCCGGAGAGAAGAUCCAGGAGCAGAGGCCAGGAGUUGAAUUGGCUAUACCACCCGAUUCGGGAACGCAAGGGACGAGUAGUGCCCACAACCACGCAAGGACGAAGACCUAGACCACGUACCGUGGAAACGAACAGCUAUAUGAAGACUUUCGGCAUUUCUAGCAUUUACAAGGGCGCAGAAGAGGUCGGGACUACGUGUCCUUGUAAGACGAGAACUGUCCACGACAUCACGGUGUACGAGUUACGUUCAUGAUAGAUGAGCAGAUGAGCAUAUGAGCAGAACAGAAGUUUGGAGUAUCCGGGCGGGGCCACAAGUGGCGAUAUAUACCCAUUUCUAACAUUUAUGAGCGAGCAGGAAUGAUUCGAUUCAAUGUAGAUAGAAACAUUUAUACUUAAUUCAAUCCAUUUAACGAAGAAAUGCUUAAACCAA